Molecule: messenger RNA, 855 nt
Organism: Triticum aestivum (bread wheat)
Lineage: Eukaryota; Viridiplantae; Streptophyta; Magnoliopsida; Poales; Poaceae
Product: dehydrin Rab25
Exons: 2
Coding region: 81-722 (213 amino acids)
Biological process (GO): response to abscisic acid; cold acclimation; response to water deprivation
Cellular component (GO): cytosol
Source: RefSeq, a predicted model, not a curated record
AUCAUGGUGCCACACUGACUUGCAAGCCACCGCCCCAAACUGUGAAACCCCGUCAGAAGGAAGCACCGUCGAGAGAAGUAAUGGCGGACUACGGUGGAGAGUACGGGCACCCGUACCCGCGCGUCGACGAGUACGGCAACCCAGUGCCGCCGGUCGACCAGUACGGCAACCCCAUCCCAAGGGAACCGGGCCAGGUUCCGGCGUACACCUCGGGGGGCGCCGCUCCGCCCUACAGCUCUGACGGCGCGGGCGCGGUGACGUCGGCCGACUAUGGAGCGGGUGUCACGCCGGGCUACGGCCUGAGCGGCGCCGUGCACCCGCAGGAGAGCGUGGUAGGCGGUGCCGUUUUCCCGUCCGGCACGGCGCACACGCACGAGGGCGCGCUAAGCGGCAGCCUCGCCCCUGGCGAGACCACGGCAUACGCUUAUGAGGGCAUGGUCGGCAGUGGCAUCGGCACCGGCGACCAGAUCCAGCCCACCAAAGAGGGGCACACGACGCUGGGCGAGACUUUGCGGCGCUCCUCCAGCUCUAGCUCCAGCUCGUCGUCCGAGGAUGACGGGCAAGGCGGGAGGCAGAGGAAGAAGAAGAGCAUGAAGGCGAAGAUAAAGGAGAAACUCCCGGGCAGCCACAAGCAGGAGGAGCACAAGGCCGGGCACACGGUGCCACCGGCUGGGACGGGGACGCACGAGAAGAUCAAGGAGAAGCUCCCUGGACACCACUGAGCAACAUCAACAUCUGCGCGCCUCAGUUGACACGGAUUCGCUUCUUGGACCAUGUACGACCUAAAUUGUCACUCGCUGGUCUGUAAUGAGCUCGCUAUAGCCUUCUGUACAAUGAUUAAGGGUAUUUCCUUCU